Molecule: messenger RNA, 3825 nt
Organism: Cladophialophora psammophila CBS 110553
Lineage: Eukaryota; Fungi; Ascomycota; Eurotiomycetes; Chaetothyriales; Herpotrichiellaceae
Exons: 1
Coding region: 1-3825 (1274 amino acids)
Biological process (GO): Golgi to plasma membrane transport; exocytosis
Cellular component (GO): exocyst
Source: RefSeq, a predicted model, not a curated record
AUGAGCGGUAACAACCCUUAUGCCAUCAAUGGCGGAUACGGGGGCCUUCGCCAGUCCAACGACUCCAAUCCGUAUGCCUCCACGAAUGCUUCCAACACUGUUUCCGGCAGUCGCUAUGCGGACCCGUACCUAAACCAGCAGAAUAAUGGUUCCUCUCCAUCCGUGAACAGUUUCGCACCUCAGGAGCGCAGGCGCAGAUCAAAUCCAUAUGACCAGCGCGAUCGAGAGUCCCCGAGCCCGCUGCCGUCAGCACGGGCAGGAUCGGGAGGGACGAGUGUCGCUGGAGGCUAUGGGGGAAUGCCACGGGCGAGAUAUGGGGAUGCCGCUGCUCCGCGGAAUGAGUACGACUAUGGAAGAGCAAAGGAACCCCAAGAGUUCGAACAGAGGCAGCCCACACCCUCAUUCCGGGAAAGGGAGAGGGCUUACAACAACGAGGGUCAGAGAGCGUACAAUGAGAGUAGGAGCCGAGAUGGCAGAGAGAUGCGAGGACAGAUGCCUCCGCCGUCCACGAUCGCUUCGAAACCGAGUCACUCCGGUAUGAGCCAACAAACGUCCACAAAUGGUUACACGGCACCCCAGAACUACCCUUCUCAGCCUCCUCCAGACAAUCCUAACCGACAUUACUCCCCCCGCCGUCCAGUAAAGAGCAUGGAGGAAAUCCUCCGUCAUAUACAAUCAAAUUGGAAAGAUAUGGAGGGUGACGAUUGCGUCCCUGUCAAGAUGGCCCUCAGGCUUAUGGAUCCUAGUUCGUUGGGCCUUGCCGAUAAAGAGGGGGACUUCGCAAACACACACGUUGACCUACAAAAGUGUUUAAAGACAGUCGUCAAUGAGCAUUAUGCCGACUUCAAUAGCGCAGUCGGCACUUAUCACAAAAUCCAGAACGCCAUUCGGGAUAGUCAAAGUCGUGUGAGACAAUUGAAAGUCGGCUUGAUGAAUGUAAAGGACGGCAUGCUAAGCACUCGGCCGGAACUGAGGACGCUAGCCGAGCAAAGCGGUGAGCUUGACGAUAUGCUCAUCACCUUGAGCAAAAUCGAGUCUUUCAAACUCAUUCCUGCGAAGCUCGAAGAGAAAAUCAGUGAGAAGAAAUUCCUCGGGGCCGUCGACAUCUUGAUGGAUAGUCUCAAAAAUAUUACGAAGAGUGAGUUUGACGGUAUUGGUGCCAUCUCCGAUCUUCGAAGCUAUUUCGCCAAUCAGGAGAGCACCUUGUUGGAUAUCCUCAUUGAGGAGUUGCACGACCAUCUCUAUCUAAGAAGCCCCUAUUGUAAAGACAGGUGGAAAGGCAAGAAAGCCAAUGGGGAAGAUAGAGAUCCAAAGGACAAUAUGAUGGCCAUGGGCGUCAAUGCUUGGGAUCGCCCGUUCAACCAUUACUUGAAUAAUGUUGAUCUCUCGACGCCUAUGGUGGAAGAUCCAGCGAAGAACCCCGAAACCGACACCUUCUACUAUAUACACAUGAUCAUCGAAUCACUCAACAAACUGGGUCAGCUUGGGGAGGCUGUUUCGAGAAUCGAGCAGAGAAUGCCAAUCGAGCUGUACAAGGUCGCCGAGAAAACUAACCACGACAUAGACGCCAAAUAUCCUAGCCGUCUGAGAGCUCAAUUCAGCAAAACAAAUCGAAAGGCAUACUCGUUGCAAAUGAGCGAUGGGAGGGCACAAGUGCUGUCUGACUUUCUCUGGACCUUGUAUUCCAAAUUCGAAGCGAUUGCCGAGAGUCAUCGGGUGCUUCACGAGGUUAUUGGAGGUAUCGCAGUGAGGGAGAAGGCUGCAAAGCCUGAAAAAUAUACCACUGGAUUCAAGGAGCUGUGGAAAUUGUAUCAGAUGGAGAUGCGGUCGGUAUUGCACGACUAUUUGGCGACAGAUGGCGACCACACGACUUUGCGAUCUGGAUUGACUAGUACGACCAGCACCGACAUCUUUGCCCGGCCCCAGCGCGAUAAGAACAAGAAAAUGUUCCGGCUUUCUGAAAUGGAUCAGAAAUCAGAGUCCAUGAAAGCUGAAGAGGACGAAUUGAACGAGAUUCUCAAGAGCUCAGUACCUGGUUUGGUCAGCAAAUCCCGUGCAAGAGAUGGAUCCGAUCUGGUUUCAGACCGCACUGGGCAGGAUAGUACUGUUGCGGGACAUAAGUUGUUGGUUGAGCCAGGCGUCUUCAACAUGACCAUCUUGCUACCUCCAUCGUUGACAUUCUUGCAACGUCUGAAAGAUAUUGUACCUUCAACGGCACAUAUUCCCAUGAGCACGUUGACAACUUUCCUCGACGACUUCCUCAUCAACGUGUUUCAUCCCCAGCUCGAAGAAGCAGUCACUGAACUCUGCACGCAAGCCAUGAUUGACCUAGAAGCGUUCUCAGAAGACUCACAAUGGUCGAAGCAUUCACCGCAUCCGAUCUUCAAAGGUACAGUGUCCUUCAUGGCACUGAUCCGUGCAUUCUCAGGCAUGCUGAGCUCGAUUCCACAAGAUCAAAUGUUCACUCAACUCAUCAUCGACCAGCUGGUCACGUAUUAUGACAAGUGUUACGGCUUCUAUAAGGCUUUGGUGAGUCGUGUGGCGUCUUCAGAUCCGAACCAAAGUGGCUCCACCACAUUGUCAACCAAAACGGCAGCCUCGCUUGCAGCAUCCGGCGAGGUCCACGAUGCUGCACUAGAGCUGCUGAAAUACGACAAAUCUAGCAGCGAGGGCGUGUCCCGAUCCAGCCUGAUCACCAAGGAGGUACAGACUCUCCUUUCUGCAAUGAAGACAAACCCGCUCUCCGCCUACGACAUCAUCUCAGACCCCAAAUCAGUCCACCAACUCUCUUUGCUCUACAACAGUAUGCAAUGGUUAGGCGCCGCUCUGGUACAAAUCCGCAACGUCGAGACCAGCACACAUACAGGACUCUCGCAUGCAAGGAGCGGAUCGCAAGGCAGGAGCGUCCGGCGAUGGACAUUGAUCACCAGUCUGCGCAGUGGCAGUUCCAGUAAAACGCCCGCCAACCCUGGCGCAGCAGCCCCGGUUUUCUUACCUCUCACGUCCGAAACUGCAAUUCCUUUCGACACUGUUGUGGCCUCCUUCCGCUCACUGGCUCAGACAUGCCUAUUGACUCUCCACAUCGAUGUCAGGUGUGGUAUCGUUCAUCAAUUAUCCCGGACUUUACGAGGGCCUGACUACGCCAACAGCCCAGCCUCCCCGCCCGACAACCGGGAUUCUGCGGGUACUCCGCGUCUCGAUUCAGGACUCUACCCUUAUGUUCUACCCUCUCUGCCGUCCUCGGCGUCCCCGUUAGUCCUCGAACUCAACAACGAUCUCAUUGCCUUCGACUCGAACAUUGCAUCAUUCCUCAGCGCGCGGGAGAGGAAUUUCAUCCUCAAGGGGCUAUCGCAGCUCGUAGAUCGCUAUCUUGUGGCCGCCGCUGAUGUGAUUGGGGUAAUGAAUAUGAAUGGAGCAGAGAGGAUCAGGAUCGACACAAUGGUCGUACAGCAGAAUUUGAGAGCCAUACUUGCAAAUACGACGGAUAAGCGAAGGAGUUGGUCCGACAAUACCAAGGACCAAAAUGGCCUUGGCAUCUCAAACGUAGAGGAUUCAAGGGAUGGCGAUGAAGAUGAUGGUCUCCUCAUUUCCUCAAGUCGAUACUUCGACCUCUUUCUCACCGGACCAGAUUCGAUCCUACAAUACGUCCGGGAAUGCAAAUCCCAGAAGAAGGAAGUAGGAUACACCUACGAUGAGUUGCGUACACUUGUCGAGCUGUGCUUCAGCGCGAAACUGAGAGGGGACGAUCGAGAGGAGGCUGUUAGGGCAAGGAAAGGGUUGCAAGAUGCACUGUUGGGGUUAGGCGAGGGUAUGUGGGAUAGCUAA